Molecule: messenger RNA, 821 nt
Organism: Phalaenopsis equestris
Lineage: Eukaryota; Viridiplantae; Streptophyta; Magnoliopsida; Asparagales; Orchidaceae
Product: 7-dehydrocholesterol reductase-like
Exons: 6
Coding region: 88-549 (153 amino acids)
Biological process (GO): brassinosteroid biosynthetic process; sterol biosynthetic process
Cellular component (GO): endoplasmic reticulum membrane
Molecular function (GO): oxidoreductase activity, acting on the CH-CH group of donors, NAD or NADP as acceptor
Source: RefSeq, a predicted model, not a curated record
UUUCAAUCAAUCUGUUGGUCUUCAGCUGGAUUCUACAUUUGCUGGGGAUGCUUAGUGUGGGUGCCAUCAAUCUAUACUUCUCCUGGCAUGUAUCUUGUAAAUCAUCCAGUGAAUCUAGGCACCCAGCUUGCAAUAUUUAUUCUUCUGGCUGGACUUCUCUGCAUAUAUAUCAAUUAUGAUUGUGACAGGCAACGGCAAGAAUUUCGAAAAACCAAUGGGAAAUGUUUGAUCUGGGGCCGGCCUCCAUCGAAGAUAGAAGCCACUUAUGUUACCUCAAAGGGAGAAACAAAAAAUAGCCUCCUCCUGACUUCUGGCUGGUGGGGUUUAGCUCGUCAUUUUCACUACAUACCGGAGAUACUAGCUGCGUUUAUGUGGACUGUUCCCGCCCUCUUUAAUCAUUUCUUGCCCUACUUCUACGUCAUCUUUCUUACAAUUCUCCUCUUGGAUCGCGCCAAGAGGGAUGAUGACCGGUGUUCAUCCAAGUAUGGAAAAUACUGGAAAAAUUACUGUACUAAGGUACCUUACAGAGUCAUUCCAUGGGUUUACUAACUAACCCAUCAUUGCUGCUCACCUUUUAUCAUGGCUUCCUUGGUGGUCAGAUGUGCAAAAGAUUUGGUUGUGGAGAAACACAGAAAAUGCAUUGUUUGUUUUUGCUGCAGCACUAUUAUUAUGUUAUUUUGGACAAAAUGUCAUGGGCCGUGCAAUUUGGGCUUUUGUAGCUUUUUUCUUCUUUUGCCCAAGGAGAGUUUUAUGGUAUUUUAUUAUCUGUUUUGGAUAAGUUUUUUAGGCCUGUUUGGGGUGGUUGUACUUUUUUUUUUAAA